Dovyalis caffra is the source of this 1308-nucleotide messenger RNA. The record is from the annotation of a GenBank genome assembly. Lineage: Eukaryota; Viridiplantae; Streptophyta; Magnoliopsida; Malpighiales; Salicaceae.
AUGGGGCUAUCAAUUUUCUCUCCUUUGGUUCUUUCUGUCCUCAUUUCUGUCCUUCAGACUUCUACUUAUGCUGCCCAAAAGGCAAGACUGUCUCCCUCUUCAUUGCCAUAUAUCAAAGAGAGUGUCGACGAUCUGAUGAUUUACUCUUACACUAGAUGCAUCAAUGGUUUUGCUGCAUUCCUCAAUGAAGCUCAAGUAGCAGCCCUUAAAGGUAAUCCUAGAGUGAUAUCGGUUUUCGAGAACCAAGAAAGAAUGUUGCUCACAACACGUUCAUGGGAAUUUGUUGGAUUUGAAAAAAAUGGAGUACCUACCCUCGACUCGCUUCAAAAGAAGGCAAACUAUGGUGAAGGGAUAAUCAUUGCAAAUCUUGAUACUGGUAAGGCUAUGUCCUUGAAAAAGCUUAUUGGUGCAAGGUACUUUAACAAAGGUUUUGCUUCUGCAAGUCCUACCCCUAUCCCUGCAGAGUGGAACACCGCACGCGACACCGAGGGCCACGGAAGCCACACCUUAUCCACCGCCGGUGGUAGCUUUGUUCCUGGAGCAAAUGUUUUCGGUAUUGGGAAUGGAACUGCGAAAGGUGGAUCGCCAAAAGCUUGGGUAGCUGCCUACAAGGGAUCGAGUGUUGCAAGUAAAAGCUUACCAGCUGGAAAAUUCUAUCCAUUGAUCAACGCUGCAGAUGCCGGGCUUCCUACCGCAAAACCUAAGGAUGCCCAGCUCUGCCAAAAUGGAACACUUGACCGCGAGAAGGUUGCUGGGAAAAUUGUUGUGUGCCUUCGAGGAAUAAUCGGGAGAGUACAAAAGGGACAUGAGGCUGAGCUUGCUGGUGCCGUCGGGAUGAUAUUGGCAAAUGAUGAAGAAAGCGGCACUGAACUUUUGUCCGAUCCUCAUGUGCUCCCCGCUGCCCAGAUCACUUACACUGAUGGUCUGGCUGUAAUGAAGUACAUCAAGUCGACCAAAAAUCCUACAGCAUCAAUUGGUCCUGCACAAACAGAAUUAGGAGUGGCUCCGAGUCCGGUGAUGGCUGCAUUCUCAUCAAGGGGACCUGGUUUCUUUGAGCCAGCAAUACUCAAGCCUGACAUCACUGCACCUGGGGUGGAUGUAAUUGCUGCUUACACUGAAGCUAUAGGGCCAUCUGAAGAACCGUUCGACACUCGUCGGACCCCUUACAUCACCAUGUCUGGCACUUCAAUGUCAUGCCCUCAUGUUACCGGCAUCGUUGGCCUUGUUAAAGCUCUCCAUCCAGAUUGGAGUCCGGCUGCUGUUAAAUCUGCAAUCAUGACAACCGGUACAUACUUGCGAUCCACAUAA